This is a messenger RNA of Cylicostephanus goldi, 1037 nucleotides long. NCBI's taxonomy places the organism in Eukaryota, Metazoa, Nematoda, Chromadorea, Rhabditida, Strongylidae. The record is from the annotation of a GenBank genome assembly.
ACAUUCAGCUUUAUAUAUAAGAUAACUAACAAUUUUGAUCUCGUAUAAUUAACAUUCGUUAUUGAUUUCUUCUGCUUUAGUAUGACCGAAAGCUGCGAACUGGCGGCAGCACAUCUCAACAUGGCCGAAACCCUCCUGUUCAGCGAAGUUCGCUCGACAACAGGUUUGGACCCAAAGGUGGAGAUCGCCGAUCCAUUGCAGCUUCCAAGUCCAAGCAAGCCCCAUCAAGCGUUCAGCCUAAGAACGUUAGUUUGUUAUUGAAGGGUGAUAACUCAUUAGGAGCUACCAGGAAAACAUGGCACCAAGGAGCUGGCGGUGGUGGAACUACCGCAACGGAAACCACGAAAGCUGGCUGGCAAAAAGGCGCUAGAGAUGAAGCACAACGAAAGAACUCCAGAGACGUUACCGACGAACGAGCUGCAUCGUUGGCAGCAGCAAAGACGAUUUGUUCUGGCAAAACCGAGUCUACGCCGGAAACUGACUCGGAAGAGGUGAAAGCUGCUCUUGAAGAAAAGUAUCAGAAAAUUGGUAAGGAGGUCGGAGCGAUUCUGGAAAGUUAUGAUGAAGGCGACCUGAAAAUUGAAGAAUGCGUCCAAGAAAUAUUCAAAAUUGCUUCAUCUGAGAAGUUUGGAUGCCCGAACAUUAAUGAAAUUUUCUUCCGGUUUACGGAAUAUGCUGUCGAAAAGGUCCGGAAACCUCAACUUCCCAAACUUGGAAACAUGCUUUGUCUCGCAUUGCAAGACGAAGAGAAAAAGCCUGAAGCCUUGGCAGGAAUGUCGCGAUAUUGUACAUUGGCUGUCGAGGCUGAAAUGUGGAUGGAUAUUCCUGAUAUUUGGGGUAAAUUAGCUGAGUUACUUGUGAAUGCCGUAUACUGUGAUUCGAAUCUAAUAUCUGGCUCUCGACCGUCGUUCAAAGACUUCACGAACGUGUUCUUGGAAGCAUCAAAAGAUGACCGAAAGGACAAGUCGUUUGAAUUACUCGUUCUAUCACUGAAGAGAAUGGUUAGUUGUUCACUUUUUGUAAAAUUUUCUUAUUAG